AACUGAUGCGCGAGAAGGAGACCCUGCAGCUGGCCAUGCUGAACAGAGCUCGAUGGGUCAUGCAGAAAUAACAAUUAAUUUAUGAGACUCAUUAUGUAGAGCCACUUUUCUUGUAGAACCAAUUGUGAGGCAAGUUGUUCUUAUUUUUCCAAGGCUCUUGUAAGGGGACACCAAAUUAUUAUCGUCGUAUACGAGUGUGGUGUAUCGUCAGUAUAGCAAUGUGCCCAUGGAUCCAAAUAUGUUUGAUUUAAAUAAAUAACGAUAGAAAAAAAUUGGAAGGGAAAAAAAAACCGAAUUUACACAAUUACGUCUUCGGAAUGGAUUAGUGUGGGGUUCAUAGAAUAGUGAGUCAUAUAGAAUGUGAUUAUUUGUUGUUGUUGUUGUUGUUGUUUCUUAAAUUCGUUUUAAUGUAAAUACGGCACAAUUUUAUUCGAGUUUGUAUUAUAACGUCGUUCCUGGAAUUUUUAAUUUUGUGAUUUUUUAAUUGUUUUGAAUUCAGGGCCGUGGAGCGGGGCAUGAGGCAUGAGCGGCGACCGAGAGGUGUCGGGGGCCGGCAGGCGGGCCAUGAGCGACGACGAGCGGCAGGAGCUGGCCGAGCGGCUCGACAGAGAGCUGGACGAGUACAUGACGAGCCUGGGGAAGCACGGCAAGCAUGAGUACACCGAGGGCUGGCCGGAGGAUCGCUGGCAGGAGGAGAUGGAGAAGCACCCCUUCUUCAUGAGCUCCGCCCCGGGCGAGAACGAGCCGCUGUCUCCCCUGAUGGAGGGCCUCCAGCAACUCAAGUACGACGAGUCGGAGAAUUCUCCUGAAGAAUUGGCAGAAGCCUACAAGAUGGACGGAAACUUCCAUUUCAAAAUCAGGAAGUACUGGCUGGCCAUCGUGGCGUACACGGAGGGCCUGAGGCGGAAGUGCUCGGACGACUCGCUCAAUGCUCAGUUGUACAACAACCGGGCAGCCGCUCACUUCUUCCUCAAGAACUACAGGUCGUGCUUGGGUGAUUGCCGUUCUGCUCUGAGGCUGUCUCCUGGCUACAUGAAAGCAAAAAUCCGAGCUGCGCAAUGUUGCCUCAAGUUGAAGAUGUUUGAUGAAUGCACACAGCUUUGUGGUGAGAUUCUUGAAGCACAACCGGACUGCAAGGACAUUCAGCACCUUAAGAAGAAAGCAAUUAUAGAUAAGAGGCAUGAGGAAAGAGACCAGCGCAAGCAGGAAUGGUUGCACUCGAAAGCUGAUGAGGUCGACCAAAUGAUCCUGAGGAAGAUAAAGGACAGGGGCAUCAUGUUGAACAACAACAAGCUGCCCGAGAACGUGUCGGAGGGGAGAGUGCACUUGGUGGAUGACAGCUUGGUGUGGCCGGUGGUGUUCCUGUACCCAGAGCACAAAACAAGCGACUUCAUCGUGAGCUUCCAUGAGGACGACACGUUCCUGGAACACCUGGAGCAGAUGUUCGGCGACCACCCUGAGUGGGACGUGGACAGGAAGUAUGCCGUGGACAAGCUGAGGUUGUACUGGGAAGAUCGUAAAACAGCGAAGCUGCACUCUGUCCCUCUGGCCAGCUCCCUGAGAACAGUUCUCUCACACAGCAAGUACAUCGUGGAAGACUGCAAGCCAGCCUUCUUGGUGUUUGUAGACGGCAGUCCGGCUCAGAAUGCAUACCUUAAUGCACAUUCGACAGCGAGGUGAAAAUUGUUAGUUGGCUUCAAGAGAUGUUAAGUUUACCUGUAAACCUUUAUGAAGAUGUUUGCAACAGGCCUGACAACUUGUUUACAUAUUAGCCUCUACUCUCCAAAGAGCUAUUCAAUGUUAUCUAAGAGACAAUUUUUUCAUACCUGUUUGUAUUAUUCUUAGAAAAUAAUUAUUAUGUUUCAUACCAGUGUUGAAA
Molecule: messenger RNA, 1879 nt
Organism: Bacillus rossius redtenbacheri
Lineage: Eukaryota; Metazoa; Arthropoda; Insecta; Phasmatodea; Bacillidae
Gene: Dpit47
Product: tetratricopeptide repeat protein 4
Exons: 9
Coding region: 523-1680 (385 amino acids)
Biological process (GO): protein folding
Cellular component (GO): cytosol; nucleus
Molecular function (GO): Hsp90 protein binding; Hsp70 protein binding
Source: RefSeq, a predicted model, not a curated record